AAGUAUGUGGGUAUCCAUGUUGACUGACAGGGGAAAUGAAGGCCUGCGGUCCUGCCGCCGUUACUAAAAUGGAGUCGGCGAAGAGUCGGCGGAGGUGAUGUUAAAAGAUCCCAGUGUUGCUGGGAGUCAUGGAACGAGUUUAGGGUUUGUACUAUAGACAGCAACUUCACUGCCAAAAUGACAUCUUCCACCUCUACCCAAUAUCCAUCAUCUGAGAGUGCCUGCAGAUCAUCAAUUGAACCAAUCAAAAAGGUACGACCAAAACUACAACUUCUGAAGAUUCUGCAAGCUGUAGGUGCUCCUGGUGAAACUUUCACACUAAAGGAGAUCAUACAUUAUCUUGGAGAGUAUAUCACACUGAAACAGCUGUAUGACAAACAACAACAGCAUAUGGUUUAUUGUGGAGGAGACCAGUUGGGGGAUCUUCUGGGUCGUGAAAGCUUCUCUGUGAAAGACCCAAGCCCAGUUUAUGACAUGCUGAAACGGAAUGUGACUCCUGCUACUGUUACAGAUGCUGCACAGACACUUGCUCUCGCAAAGGAUCAGAGUGUGGAUAAUCCAAGCCAAGAUCGACUGAAGCAGGGUAGCACAGAGAGAAGCUUCGUCACUGGGCAAGAAGAGGAUGAAGGUGACACAUCUGUCUUGUCUACCUCAAAGUACACAAACAAAGAAGAUGAAGAUAUAUUGUUAGAUAACGUUUCAAAAGAACAGGCCACACUGGAUCUGGUGCUUGAAGAGUGGGAUAUAGCUGGCCUUCCGUGGUGGUUUUUAGGGAAUCUUAGAAGCAAUUACAAAUCCAGAAGUAAUGGCUCAACAGAUAUACAUACCAAUCAGGAUUUAGAUACAGCAGUUGUUUCAGAUACUACUGAUGACUUGUGGUUCCUCAAUGAAGCUUCUUCUGACCAGUUAGAUGGCACAAUCCCAACAAAACCAGUUGAUUGUGAACAAACUGAUGAAGAAGGAAAAGAGGGUAGCAAAAUGGUGAGUGAAGUUGCAUCUUCUGAUGAUUUUGAGGAUUCACAGUGCUUAAGUGAUGACACAGACAUAGAUGCUCCUGCUGAGGACUCUUGGCAAUGUACCAAGUGCAAGAUGUUCAACUCUCCCAUUAAACGGUACUGUUUCCGCUGCUGGGCCUUACGGAAAGACUGGUUCUCUGACUGCCCCAAGCUAGCACAUUCCCUCUCCACAUCCAAUAUUGCCACAAUGCAAAAUAAAGAGGACACAGAAGGGAUGGAUGUCCCAGACUGCCGAAGGACAGUGUCCGCUCCAAUUGUACGACCCAAAGACCUGUGCCGAUCAGAAGUCAAAUUGAAACUAAGUCCUAAGAGCUCCAUGGAUUCCCUGGAUCUAGCAAAAGGGUAUGAAGACAGAGAGCCUUCAUUGCAGUUUGGUAAGUGCAAAGAAGAAGAAGAAGUGCAAUCCCUUGAAAGUAGCAAAGAGUUGCUGAAGCCUUGCAUCGUGUGCCAGAAGAGGCCACGGAAUGGGAAUAUUGUCCAUGGAAAGACAGCUCACCUAGUGGCCUGUUUCACAUGUGCAAAAAUGUUAAGGAAGGGCCGAUCACCUUGCCCAGUGUGUAAGAAACAGAUUCAGAUGGUGAUCAAGACUUUCAUAGCAUAGCUGUGUCAGUUGUAGAGGGAUGUAGGGAAAUGGUGGUCAAAUUCUAAAAAGUAAUACUAUAUAUUCAGAUGUAUAUUUUUUCUUAUUAGAAAAGGCAGAUAUAAUUUUAAAAAAGAGAACAUGAAUUUAAGGAAAACGUAUGAUCUAAAAUUAAUCGGAGCAAGAUUUCAGACAUUUAUGCACCAUGAAAAUUAACAUGAAGUUAGUAUUGUGUUGAAAUGGCUGUCAUGGAUCAGAGCUUGUUUAUUAUAUGAACUAGUUGAAUGGAAGCAGAGAACUCUUGGUUAUUGCUAGGUCAACUGGCCAUUUACUAGCUGUAAGUUGAGCAAUAUACUAUGUGUAGAAUAGUGCCAUUUCUGAAGUCCAGAAGCCUCAUUGUACAAUUGUGUCAAGCUGUUUAGAAAACUUCUUUAACUUCAAAGAGUUCGAGGAUUAAGGAGUUUCAGCUGGGUUUUUCCUCUUACAGUUAAUUUAAACUGCAGAGGAUGGAUAUGUUUUUUUUUUUUUAAGUUAACCCCCAUAGGAGGCUGUUAGGAAUACAUGUGAAAAACAUACCUGUUCUCCCAGUGGUAAGCUUAUAUCCUGGUAUGAGUUUUUGACAAAGAUCCCUUGGAGUCCAAAGCUCUAUUUAGAUGUUGCACUGUAUAGAACCGAUUUAAAAUCGGGGAUCAUGAUCACAUAUUCUCCAGGUCUACUUGAUGUCCAUGCAAUGGAUGUUCUACUAGAAUAGUAUUCUACAUCCUUUCUGUGCGAUUUACCCCUCAAAAGUUGGGAAUGUAGGCCCUUCUUCACAAAAAUGGCAUCCAUCCUCAUUGGAGAUCUGUACUUCCCACUGGAUGUAGGCUUUACACAGAGCCGUGUCUGAAUAUAAAUAUGAAGCUAAUCACAUGUUUGUUGCAUUUGGGUUGGGACAUGCAGGAUAUAGUUGUUGCAGAUUUUAAGCCCUUAGAGGUUCUUCCUGUUAUCUAAGUUAUGGUGAGUUCAUAAAGAUGAAAAAUGCAAUUUAAUUUGUAGCUUUAAAUGUAGUUUUAAUGAAUCAGAAAAUCAGUCCUCCCUAACUAAUCACAGAACUAACGCAGCCUAAUUUUGGUAUCUGAAGGAACUUACUGUUUGUUUGAACAACUACUUGAUUGCUGGUACUCGUAAUUUUUCAAGGGUGACUGAUCAAGGGCCAAAUUAUAUUUAGUAAGAAGAAAAUGUUAUUUGGAUAUUAGACAAUAUAUAAUAAAGAAGAAGCUUGUAUUUAGUCAGGAUAGACAUUCUUAUCAAACUCACAAGUUCAUGGAAACAAGAUUGUACUGCCUAUAUCCAUCCAUCUAUCCAAGCCUCCAACAGCAUUCUGCCAAAGAUCUGGCCAUUGCAGCUGCCCAGAGCCAGGGCCUAUAGAAAAUAAUAGUGCUCUUUCUUCUUGGCACCUUUAUUUCCUGGUAUAGUUUAAUGUUGGGAGUCCUGCAGAGUGAGGCAUCUUGCACUUUAAAACCUUUUAAAAUAUACAGAUCUUACUCUUUGUUUACUCCGUUCUCAGGGAGCACUGCAAGAUUGUUUCCAGUCAUGUAUUUUCUGUAGGUCCUGGGCCAAUGGUAAAAGUGGUGCUAGUAGUGAAUGCCCUAGUGAUUUAGAAUUCCAGUUCAGCUUUAUGGCUACAGUUUAGGUGAUUAACUGCCAUGGUCCUCCCUUGGGCAUCACCCUUAACUGUUCUAAGCUCUUUUAAAGCAAGACUGUCCCUGAGGGCAUGAAGUUUAACUAGUCAUGAACUGCAGAUUGUAUUUCCUGUUCAAAAAAUCUGCAGGUCUUCCUUCAUUGCUUCCCUUUUUUUAUCUAGAAGUAACCUUGUUAGUUGCAGCAAAAACAACAAAGAGUCUUGUAGCACCUUAAUAGACUAACAUAUUUAUUUUGGCAUAAAUUUAAGCAGACAGUUCUACACAAGCUUAUGCCAGAAUAGAAUUGUUAGUCUUCAAGGUGCCACAAGAUUCUUCGUCUUUUUAAUAUAGUAUGCAGUCAGACUCUCCAGUUCCCUAUACCAACCAGCUGUACCAAAAGGUUCUUGAUACUGCCUCUCUGCUUCCAUUGUUGAAAGAAACAAUACACAGAAGUGAACAGUUUUCGCUCCCUUAACCACCCAUUGAGCUAUUGCUGUCCCUGCAUUUAAAGUAGUCUUUGGGAAAGCAAGAGGGAGAGAAGAAAAACUAUUGCUAUUGAUGUAAUUGAUGUGUCUUAUCUACUGUGGCCAUUAACAGUCCUUUCUGGGCUGGCUGCAUAGCUCCAUUAGCUAAGUUUAUUUUGGAGGAGGUGGCUUUUAUUGUGAGAUUAGCAUUAGAACUGUAGCACCCAAUCAGCGUCUCUGUGGGUGAUAAUUACAUUAUCUGCCACUUAUUCUGCUUACACCUCAUUCUUCAACUUCCAGCAAGCUGCCUAUAAUUGACCAUUCAUCCCAAAUGGGAGAGAACUCUGCAGUAUACAUUUGGCUUUCCUCCUAGUUCUUCUGCCAAUGCAGAUGAUGAAUGCACAUUUUUCUCUGUUCCAUACUUACUGAUAAUUGUGUAAUUAUUACUUUUAGUUAUUUGUUGACUAUUUGAUAUGAUAGGUUGAAGGUAGCUUGUGUUUGCAUGGUAUCCUGCAUAACUGGUGGGGAACAGUAUGAGUUUCAUAUGUGGAAAUAGCCCAGUAUUUCUCCAAGCAGGAGAAACGCACAUUCUCCCUCUGCAUUAUUCUGUGGAAGCACAAAAAGUGAAUACAGUUUAUGCUUCCCCUUUCUGACUUUUCCCUAUGACAUGAGAUGCCACCUUAAGUUGAAUAUAUACUAAGCUGCCAUUUGAUGCUUCCAGGAUGACUCCUUUGCUACUUCAAGCCAGCUGUAUUUAAGAGUAUGAUCCUGGGAGCUAUGCAAUUUUCUAUCUAUAUGUUGUCAUUUGUAUGCGUAUGAUGCACCUUUUGUCAGGGAUCCUUAACUAGUGUAUUGGAGUAGCUCUUGAAGACAGGAUAUAAAACUUGCCUACUUGGUGUGGUCUCAUGCUCAGCCUGGUAGGCCUUGCGGCAUAACCCUGAAAACAUUUCCUCUGGAUACUGUGAGCUGUUUUCCCAAUAAGGUUUGAACAAUUGUUUAGUGUUUAAAUAACCCUAGUUGGGUGUGUGUGUGUGUGUGUGUGUGUGUGUGAGAGAGAGAGAGAGAGAGAGAGAGAGAGAGAGACUGACUGACUGACUGAUGGCACUUUGCUGCAAGCUGUGUAUAUCUAAAAUGAAAUGCAAAUGUAUCUUGUACUUUUCUUUUGAUGCUCUAAGCUAUGAGUACUGUGUGUCCAUAUAACUCAGUGGGAGACAGAACCAUAGUCCAGUGUGUACUGCCAGGUCUUGUUGUUGGCUACAGUAGUCUGAGAGUGCAAGCCAUUCAACAGCCAACUGUCGACAAAGUACCAGCUAGGUUCAGAAUUAUUCAGCUGCUGGUUUGUAGUCGAUGGCUUUUAUAAAUGAAUAAAUUAUUUACUAAAUGUUAAUUUAAGAUGCUAGAGAGUAACCAGUAUCUCUUUCCACGACACUGAUGCUAUAUUUCUGAGCAGAAAGCAAGUAGAUAAUUUAGGGAUUUAUCUGACAUGAAAGCUUACUUUUUGAGAUCUGGUUAUUUAAAACCUUUGAAUAUAUUAUUUUAUAAAAUGUAUACAGCUGAUCACAGUUAAUGGUGUGGAAGAAAAACCAUGUUAACUUACAGUAACUAUGUAUUUCACUUGGUAGAUUUUAAGUUGUUGGAAUGAAUUUUUUUCUUAUCCUUUCCUCAACCCCCUAAAGGUAAAACAAAGUUGUAGCUUGCAUUAUGGGAAUAAAAUGAGAAUCUGAAAUUAGGACCAUUCAUAACCUGUCAAAUUACUAGAAGAGCUAGUUAUUUGCAUGUCAUGAAUGCAAACAUAUUAGCCACCUUUUGAGGUGAAAUGUCAUUUCAAGGGAAUUUCCCCAACAUCAUUGUCGACUGAAAUACCAAACCUAUAAGCAAAAAGGCCUGAAGAUGUAUUGGGGGAGACUUUUAAGUUGUUUUCAUUACACUCAAAAAUAUUAUUAAAAUAGUCUUUCUGUGUGAAUAUUAAACCUUUACAAUGAUUUAGAAUCACUUCUUUCAACAGUAAACAUAAACACCACAUUCUAAAGCUAGAACUAGACAUUAUACUCAGUAUGGGGUUGUCACCGAAAAUGGCAGCUCCAUAGAGGUCUCUCCUUGUCCCUCUGUCAUGAUACCAUGUGAGAUUCACAUCCUCACUGCUGCAGGCCAUUGGCAAGGUUUGAGAAAUGACAUAUGUAAGCAUGCAUAAAUGUUAUGCUGUGGAAAAGCUAACUCACAAUGUUUUUUACAGAAGCACAGUGUUUGAGCAUAACUUCUAGAUCUGUCUAGAGCCCGGGCAAAUCCGUCCAUUCUAUGUAAUUCUUUCCCUGCCUCUGUUUCUUUCAUUCUAAUCCUACAUUGGGCAAUUGUAGGCAGGAAGUAGUCUUGCUUUGUGGAUGACUCUGUAGGCCUAAUUGGCCCUCUACUUUGUACUUUUUCUGUAAUUGUUUAAAAUAAAUUUUUGCAAGUGAAUUAAAUGCAAUGCUACCCCA
Molecule: messenger RNA, 6195 nt
Organism: Elgaria multicarinata webbii
Lineage: Eukaryota; Metazoa; Chordata; Lepidosauria; Squamata; Anguidae
Gene: MDM4
Product: MDM4 regulator of p53
Exons: 11
Coding region: 178-1617 (479 amino acids)
Biological process (GO): cell cycle; protein ubiquitination; regulation of gene expression
Cellular component (GO): nucleus
Molecular function (GO): p53 binding; ubiquitin protein ligase activity
Source: RefSeq, a predicted model, not a curated record